This is a messenger RNA of Closterium sp. NIES-65, 933 nucleotides long. NCBI's taxonomy places the organism in Eukaryota, Viridiplantae, Streptophyta, Zygnematophyceae, Desmidiales, Closteriaceae. The record is from the annotation of a GenBank genome assembly.
AUGUUUGGUGGCCCCUCGCGGCCCCUUCGCGGCCCCGUCGCCGCCUCCAGCGGCCCUGUCGCUGCCCCUACCGGCCCCGUCGCCGCCCUUUCAGGCCCUUCGCGGCCCCUUCGCGGCCCUGUCGCCGCCCCUAUCAGCCCCGUCGCCGGCCUUUCAGGCCCCUCGCGGCCCCCUUCGUGGCCCCGUCGCCGCCUUUACCGGCCCGUCGCCGCCCUUCCAGGCCCCUCGCGGCCCCUUCGCAGCCUCGUCGCCGCCCUUAUCGGUCCCGUCGUCGCCUUCAGCGGCCCUGUCGCCGCCUUUUGCGGCCCCGUCGCCACCCCUACCGGCCCCGUCGCCGACCUUUCAGGCCCCUCGCGGCCCCUUCGCGGCCCCGUCGCCGCCUCCAGCGGCCCUGUCGCCGCCCCUACCGGCCCCGUCGCCGCCCUUUCAGGUCCCUCGCGGCCCCUUCGUGGCCCCGUCGCCGCCCCUAUCGGCCCCGUCGCCGCCUCAAGCGGCCCCGUCGCCACCUCUAGCGGCCCCGUCGCCGCCCCUAUCGGCCGCGCCGCCGCCCCUUGCGGCCCCGUCGCUGCCCCUUUCGGCCCUGCCCCGACCCUGUCACGGCCCCGUCCCGGACCUGCCCCGACCCUGGCCCUGCCCCAACCCUGUCGCGGCCCCUCGGCGCGGCCCUGCCCCGACCCUAUCGUGGCCCCGUCCCGGACCUGCCCCGACCCUGGCCCUGCCCUGACCCUGUCGCGGCCCUAUCGCGGCCCUCCCCCUGCUAUGCACCGACCCUGCCUCAACCCUGCCCCGGCCCCGCCCCGGCCAUGCUCCGUCGCCUGUUGCGGCGCACCGGGGGCACAUGCACCGCCCCCCCCUCUUUUUCCCGUCGCCCGUUGUGGCUCCCUGGGGGGCCGCACGCAGCCCCCUCAGCUGCCGCAGGGGGGGAGGGUGUGA